Messenger RNA from Paramisgurnus dabryanus, 3944 nucleotides. RefSeq names its product phosphatase and actin regulator 1 (gene phactr1). Gene Ontology annotation, biological process: stress fiber assembly; cell motility. The record is from RefSeq and is a predicted model, not a curated record. Lineage: Eukaryota; Metazoa; Chordata; Actinopteri; Cypriniformes; Cobitidae. Gene Ontology annotation, molecular function: actin binding.
CGCGGCAUUGCGUCACGUUGAUGAAUUUGAAGUGAUGCUACCGAGAGGCGCAUCUGCUCGUGUAUGAUAAACAAAUCUGCGCCGCCCUUCGUGUGUUCUUAUUUCGGGUUAAUUCGCGAUUAAAUAUCGAGGGAUGCUGAUGAAUUAUUACCGUGAACGGGGGAUAUUAACGGCGUGAUAUAUUAACGACAGUACCGAAGGAGGAAAGUAGCUUACAUCAGCUGGUGUGUUAUACACACUCAGGUGGGCCAAGCGAUUUUUGCGCGUGGCGUCGGUGGUCUCGCGCUCGGCACGGGAAAAUCAACCCAGUUCGCGCGUCUCGGGAUGGUCGGUAAGGCUCAUGAACGCGCUCUUCCGUUCGAUAUCCGUACCAUCCCGGGGUGUGACAGAUAGACACGGAUCCGCGGCCGCUGCGCCCAUGGCGGGUCCCGCAUUCACGGGAGCGCACGGGACCUGGAUCACAUCUCGGUUGCGGGAGGACGGCUCACCUUCAUCGUCGUUAUCGUCAUCAUCCGCAGAGAAACCGCGCAAACGGAGAGCCUUUAACUUGGUGAAACUGCGGCAACCGGCCGCCCCCGGUAACAACAACACUCCGUUUGUAAUCUCCGGCCAUAUCAAGCACAUCUGCAGUAACUGCAGCCGCGGGAAUGAGAUCCGGGACGCAGAAGGUGCUGAGCGUUUGGCAGCGAUGCGCUCAGAUUCUUUGGUUCCAGGGACUCGCACGCCUCCGAUCCGCAGACGGAGUAAACUGGCCAGUCUGGGGCGACUCUUUAAACCGUGGAAAUGGAGAAAGAAAAAGAGUGACAAUUUCAAACAGACGUCUGCUGUGCUAGAGAGGAAGAUGUCGACCCGUCAGAGCAGAGAAGAGCUCAUAAAGAGAGGAGUGUUGAAAGAAGUGUUUGAGAAAGAGGAGUUGAGUGGAGAAUCUGGACAUGUGUGUGCUGUGGAUCUGGACAGACAGACCAUCAUGAGUCCGGUUUCAGAGUCUCCAGAGAACAACCUCACAGUUUCCUUUUCAGAAGCGCAGUCAUCUGGCGAAAGUUUGUCGUGUCUCACAGAUCUCCCCUCAAAGCCAUCUCAAGCCCCACCCUCUGUCAAACCUGUGCCGCUGGCAAGCGACAGCGCUGACAUCACACACGUGAGACCAGCGUCACUCAAACAGCCACCUGCCUUACCGCCAAAGCCAUACAGCAGAAUUCACAACCACCUGACAGAAACCUUUGCUAGACUGUCGCCACCUCUUCCUCCAAAGAAAGUCUUGAUCUGUGAUCCUGCACCUUCAUUUCCUCUCAAAUGUCUGCCGUCGCACCCGCACGCACACACACUUACACACUCACACAUGCAACACUACGCAACCAUACCUUUGUCUCUACAUCCACCGAGUCGCAUCAUAGAGGAACUCAAUAAAACCCUCGCUCUUACAAUGCAGAGACUGGAGAGUUCUGUUCUGCAGGCGGUCCCAUCUGUUCUGGUGGAGAUGGAAGAGGAGAAAGAGAACAGAGACUGUAUGCACCAAUCACCAGCCAACACACACACACUCAUCACACACACCUUCAGCACACACACGCACGAGGAAGAUGAAGAGGAAGAUGAUGACGACGAUGAUGAUGAUGAUGACUCUUUGUUUACAAGUACAUUGGCUUUAAGAAUCUUGCGGAAAGAUUCAUUGGCGAUUAAACUGAGCAAUCGACCAUCAAAGAGAGAACUGGAGGAUAAAAACAUUUUACCUAUGAUGUCGGACCAGGAGAGACUCGAGUCCAGACAACAGAUCGGCACCAAACUAACCCGUCGACUCAGCCAGAGACCUUCAGCAGAAGAACUGGAACAGAGAAAUAUCCUCAAACCUCGAAACGAGCAGGAGGAACUGGAGGAGAAACGUGAGCUGAAGAAAAGACUCUCGAGAAAGUUGAGUCAGAGACCGACUGUAGAGGAGCUCAGAGAGGCGAAAAUUCUCAUCCGCUUCAGCGAUUACGUGGAAGUGGCGGAAGCUCAGGAUUACGACCGGAGGGCCGACAAACCCUGGACACGCCUCACUGCUGCAGAUAAGGCUGCCAUUCGUAAAGAACUCAAUGAGUUCAAGAGCACAGAGAUGGAGGUGCACGAGUCGAGUCGACAUCUAACCAGGUUUCAUCGGCCGUAACUGAAGAUUUUAACUAAUAGAUGCUCAUAUGGAGCCGUUUAAUAAACUGAGACUCUAAACAGAGACCGCCGUUAAUUUUCAUCAGGAAUCACAACAGAGCGACACAACACUCGAACUGAAUUCGGAGCAACCGCACGGGAAUUUCACUCCGUGUCCGCUGGCAGAUUCACAGUACGAUGAAGGAUAAGAUUCAAGAGCCAGUGGAACAGAACGAGAGAGCGGUUUAUGUGCAGAUAUAUGUGUAUAUUCUGACGAAACCUUUCAAAACUGAUGUCUGUCAGUGGUAUGUGCUAUAAUUUUGUUUUUCAGGUCUGUUGGCUCGUAAUGCAACAGAUAAUCUGAUUGAUUUUCUAUUUAUAAUUCAAGAGAAAUAAGUCACAGAAAUGAAGCAGAUAUAAAAAGACUUUUAUAAAAUGUACAUGUCGCAUUACUGAUUUAUGAAUAUCUGUGUUUUUGUCCAUAUAUUUAAUUUCUUUUUUGACAAAAUCAUGUUUUUUUAUUUUUGAAAUGAAUGGUGACCGUUUACAGUGAAGAUGUCAAAGGGACGCACUGCAGUUAAGUGACAGCAGAGCAAUAACACAAACCUUCAGUGUUUUAUCGUCGGCUGUGUGUGUGUUUAUAGACCAUGUGGGAAUGUUUUUGUCUCAGAUAAAGUUAAGGUCCCUACAGUCAAGUGCAUGGCUGUAGUGUGCUAAGUAGGGUGUAUUGUUUGCAGUGUUGGGCAGUAACUAGUUAACUAACUAGUAACUUAGUUACUGUAAUAAUAUUAUUUUCCCUGGUAACUUGUAGUGUAAAUAAUUACCAAAAUUUUUUAUAUUACAGUUACCAUCCCAAAUUUGGCCACAACGUCACCAACACAGGACGCUAUAGCUCUUUUUCGUUCUGCCAACAUGUUUGGUUAAUUCCACUUGAGCUUGAGCCCUGUUGCAGAUUUUAGUAUACGUGUUACAUGUUUUAUUUAAUUACAGAAGGUGUUUAAAAAAAUAAUUUAAAACAUUUGUCAUUUAUCUGUAACUUUCAUGAAUUCAAAGACUGCAAAAAUUAAGCAAUUACCUUGGGGUGUAAUGGAAAAGUAAUGUAACUAGUAGUGUACUAAUAACUGUUGGCUGGGAGUAAUUUAGAAAUACUAUUACUUUUGAAAUGAGUAACUAGUAAUGAGUAAUAUAUUACAUUUUUGGAGUAACUAGCCCAACACUGAUUGUUUGGGACGCACCCUUUACAGAAGCAUUCGUUUGCCAAAAUAAAACCAAAACAUUUCACGAGUUAAGUUUUACGAGUCAGUGUUACAUUUGUUUUUGUAUUUAUUUUAAUCAGAGACAUUGCAACAAUGUGAAACUUUUUAUGUUGAUAUUUAUAUUUUGAUACUGAACAUAAAUACACAAAGUAAUAGCUGCACCUGAUGGGAAAAUUCUGUCAUUGUUUUCCUACAUUAAGUUUCAAACUGCUGCUGUUAUCUGAAAGUAGAAAUUCAAGAAUCUUCUUCGUAUUUCCAUGAAAAACCCAAAACUGGAUCUUGUCAAUAAAACAGAAAACAGUGAUGCAUCUUCUUUGUGAUCCACAGUAGAAACAAGUGACAGAAUUUAGAUUUUUGGGUGAAUUAUUUCCAUCUCGAAAAACAGAAGGCGUCACGUUUUGAAUGAUUGAUGUGUUUUUUUAUUUCAACGUUCUGCUCUUGUGCUGCCAUCAGCUCAGAUAAUCCAGGAAGAGAGCAGAACGUGCAUGUUACCUAAUGUACCGUCACUCCUGAAUGAUGUAUGCAGAUUCUGAUGUAAAGGAAUCGUAAUAAAAAUGAACUGCGCACACA